UGAGAGAGAGUGAGAGAGAGAGAGAGAAAGAGAGGCGAGGUCUUCUCGUUCUUGAACCAGUUGCAGCGAAGUCGCGCACCCGAUCAUAACCGCCGGAAAUGGAAGAAAAUGAAGAGCGAGAAGCUCAGGGAGAGGGUUUCGAGGCCAAUCCAGAAAUCCUAAUCUCGGAACCGACAAUCGAUCCUGCCUCCACGCGCCCUCAAACCCCGCCCGAACCUUCCGAGGAAUCAAAUACCGCUCUUGGUCAGACCGAUAUCCUCAGAGCCCUCGAGGUCGUGGAGAGAGACUCUGUGGCCAUCGCCGAGAGCUUUACUUCUCUCUUCUCUUCACUUCGUUUAGCCAUCUCCGAGGUUACUGGUAGUUCGGUCAAUCACAUGCAUUGCUUCACUGAUGCUGCGGGCUGCCUUCAAGAAUCUGUUCUUGAUGCAGCAACAAAGGGGAAUCGGUACAUAAAUUCAUGUCUCAGAUUAAACGAGGAGAUGAAGGGCAUGGACAGUCUAGCUAUACAGCUAAAAUUCCUGAGGAGAAACGUAGAUGCUUUAGACACAGCUGUGAACAAGCUCCUCCGACUGCCAUGAAGUUUGAGCUGCUCCGCUCAGUGGUUGCAUCAAGUGCUUAGUCUUUUCCUUUACUUUGUAAAUUAUAUGCGACCUGUAUUCACUUGGGAAUUGAGACUAUUACAGACUUCAUUUGUGAUACUGCAGUGAGUAUGAAAGUUCUCCCUCAACAUGUUUUGAGUUUUAGGCUGAACAAGCUGCACAGACAGACAAACCAGGAGAUGUUUUACAUUUUGACUGAGCCCCAUGCGAUUUCGGUAGCGUUUGUGGACUGCUGUAUUUUCGGGUCAAUCUUUGAAUGGGCUUUAUCUUUUCUUAACGUUGAAGCCCCUUUUGAGAGCACAAAGAUUAUCUAUUAAUAGUCGGUUUAGAUU
Messenger RNA from Juglans microcarpa x Juglans regia, 931 nucleotides. RefSeq lists its product as uncharacterized. Bases 99 to 578 code for a protein of 159 amino acids. The record is from RefSeq and is a predicted model, not a curated record. The transcript is spliced from 6 exons. Lineage: Eukaryota; Viridiplantae; Streptophyta; Magnoliopsida; Fagales; Juglandaceae.